Sus scrofa (pig) is the source of this 5514-nucleotide messenger RNA. It is a transcript of the gene PLPPR4, whose product is annotated as phospholipid phosphatase related 4. Gene Ontology annotation, cellular component: plasma membrane. Lineage: Eukaryota; Metazoa; Chordata; Mammalia; Artiodactyla; Suidae. Gene Ontology annotation, biological process: phospholipid metabolic process; signal transduction; phospholipid dephosphorylation. The record is from RefSeq and is a predicted model, not a curated record. Gene Ontology annotation, molecular function: phosphatidate phosphatase activity.
AGAAGUGCCUUCUGUUACAGUUCUAACUGUAAUCCUGACGUGGUUCUGCGGGUGUGGUGACAAGAUAAGCGCACACCCUGGCUUUGGGGCUCGAUGAGGAUGCCCACACUUCUGCCUCCGCUGACGCCUCCCCAUUCCCAGACAGGCAGCCUGUGAGCUGGGGACGGAGGGAGCCAGGGAGUCCCCCAGGCAGAGAAUCCUCAGACAGGGAGGUUAUUCCUGGAUAGCUGCCAGCUCUCCAUGAGUUCCCACCACGGCCUACUUGGUCGUAGGGGAUCCAAGUUUUAAUUCUGAGUAGGUAGAGGUGGGUUUUCACGCUGUGGGUCAGUGCGCCAGAGCUGGGCUUCUGCUCUCCAGCAAUCCUGAAGUUCGAGUUCCUAGAGGGAUCCAGGAGGCUUCCCGGAGGGGCGUCUUCUCCGCCUCGCUGCUGCAGCAUCCAGGGGUGCAUCCCUCCUUUCCGAUUCUUGACGUCAAGCCCGGACCGCUGCGAAGCCUCGCCAGGGCGGUGGAGAGCAGAGCGAGGGCGGCGGGGAGGGGAAGCCAUUGCAGCAACAGCUUGGAGAAGGGAGCUGGACGGCUCCGCCGAGAAAAACAGGGGGUGGGAGCACGGCAGGGGAGGCAGGGGACCUGCCCACUUAGGGAGCCUCUGGGUUACUGCAAAGAGGGGCGGGGAGAGGCGGGGGCGCAGCCUGCACCGCGCUGGCUCCAGCGGUGCCCGCGGGGAAUGUGACAUCAGCGGCGCCGGGCGCUUGCGGCUGGAGGAGGCAGCUCGCCUCGGCUGCGCUGGGCAGACCUCGGCCCGGGGAGGACGCAGCCAGACCCGGGCAGGCGGCAGGGAUGUCGGCGAAGGAGAGGCCAAAGGGCAAGGUGAUCAAGGACAGCGUGACCCUCCUGCCCUGCUUUUAUUUCGUGGAGUUGCCUAUAUUGGCAUCAUCAGUGGUUAGCCUGUAUUUCCUUGAACUCACGGAUGUCUUCAAACCUGUGCACUCCGGAUUCAGCUGCUAUGACCGGAGUCUUAGCAUGCCCUACAUUGAACCCACCCAGGAGGCAAUUCCAUUCCUCAUGCUGCUUAGCUUGGCUUUUGCAGGUCCUGCAAUUACGAUUAUGGUAGGGGAAGGAAUUCUCUACUGCUGCCUGUCCAAAAGGAGGAAUGGGGUUGGGCUGGAACCCAACAUUAAUGCUGGAGGCUGCAACUUCAACUCUUUCCUUCGAAGAGCCGUCAGAUUCGUUGGCGUCCAUGUGUUUGGACUCUGCUCUACAGCCCUCAUCACAGAUAUCAUCCAGUUGUCCACAGGCUACCAGGCUCCAUACUUUCUGACUGUGUGCAAGCCAAACUAUACCUCCCUGAACGUGUCUUGCAAAGAGAAUUCUUACAUUGUAGAAGAUAUUUGCUCAGGAUCUGACCUUACAGUUAUCAACAGUGGCAGAAAAUCAUUCCCUUCUCAACAUGCGACCCUUGCUGCCUUUGCAGCUGUGUACGUUUCGAUGUACUUCAAUUCCACACUAACGGAUUCCUCCAAGCUUCUCAAACCUCUCCUGGUCUUCACCUUCAUCAUAUGUGGAAUCAUAUGUGGACUAACCCGGAUAACUCAGUAUAAGAACCACCCAGUUGAUGUCUAUUGCGGCUUUUUAAUAGGAGGAGGAAUUGCUCUGUACUUGGGCCUAUAUGCUGUGGGGAAUUUUCUGCCUAGUGAAGACGGUGUUUUUCAGCACAGAGAAGCCCUCAGGUCUCUGACAGACCUCAAUCAAGACCCCAGCCGAGUCUUAGCUGCUAAAAACGGUAGCAGCAGUGACGGGAUUGCUCACACGGAAGGCAUCCUCAACCGAAACCACAGAGAUGCGAGCUCCUUGACAAACCUCAAAAGGGCAAAUGCUGAUGUCGAGAUCAUCACUCCUCGGAGCCCCAUGGGGAAGGAGAACAUGGUCACUUUCAGCAACACCCUGCCUAGAGCCAACACCCCCUCCGUGGAAGACCCCGUCCGAAGAAACGCCACCAUUCACGCCUCUAUGGAUUCAGCGAGAUCCAAGCAGCUCCUCACCCAGUGGAAGAAUAAGAAUGAAAGUCGGAAGUUGUCCCUGCAGGUUAUAGAGACCGAGCCUGGACAGUCACCACCCAGAUCCAUAGAAAUGAGGUCCAGCUCGGAGCCGUCGAGGGUGGGGGUCAAUGGAGACCACCACGCCCCUGGCAAUCAGUACCUCAAGAUCCAGCCUGGCACGGUCCCCGGGUGUAACAACAGCAUGCCCGGGGGACCAAGGGUGUCCAUCCAGUCCCGCCCUGGGUCCUCACAGUUAGUGCACAUCCCCGAGGAGACACAGGAAAACAUAAGCACCUCCCCCAAAAGCAGCUCUGCUCGGGCCAAGUGGUUGAAAGCUGCGGAGAAGACUGUGGCCUGUAAUAGAAGCAACAGCCAGCCUAGAAUCAUGCAAGUCAUAGCCAUGUCCAAGCAGCAGGGCGUCCUCCAAAGCAGCCCCAAGAACACUGAGGGCAGCACGGUCUCCUGCACCGGCUCCAUCCGCUACAAAACCUUGACAGACCACGAACCCAGUGGGAUCGUGAGGGUUGAGGCUCACCCGGAGAACAACAGGCCCAUCAUCCAGAUCCCCUCCACCGAAGGCGAAGGCAGCGGCUCCUGGAAAUGGAAAGCCCCUGAAAAGGGCAGCCUUCGCCAAACUUAUGAGCUCAACGAUCUCAACCGAGACUCGGAAAGCUGUGAGUCCCUGAAAGACAGCUUUGGUUCUGGAGAUCGCAAGAGAAGCAACAUUGAUAAUAAUGAGCAUCACCACCAUGGAAUCACCACCAUCCGCGUCACCCCGGUAGAGGGGAGUGAAAUUGGUUCAGAGACCCUGUCCAUCUCUUCCUCCCGCGACUCCACCCUGCGGAGAAAGGGCAACAUCAUCUUAAUCCCUGAAAGAAGCAACAGCCCUGAAAACACUAGAAAUAUCUUCUACAAAGGAACCUCCCCCACACGGGCUUAUAAGGACUGAGUGGCCGUUCCAUCCUUUGGGCCACCCCCAAAAGACAACGUGUUGAUUCUACCAGUGCUCUGUUCCAGCGAAUUGGGAAGCCUUCUCACCAAACCAGACUGGAACUCAAUGACUCCAGAACUACUGCACUCAAGCUUGUAGAUUUCACAUCAGGGGGAGGGAAAAGCACAAUGCAAGAACCUAACCAAUGUGAUAAUGUGAAGACUUACAACCUACCUUCAAACUCAAAAGGCGUGCAGAGGGCAGCAUCAAAAGAAAGGGAUUUCCUUCAGUGUAUACUAUUUUACGUCCUGAAUGUGCCAACGUUAGGGAAUCUUUCUUUAUAAUCAGCUGUGGGAAUCCAGACACACAUUUUCCCAACAGCAGAGGCCAUGCAGUAUUAUAUAUUCAUUUUGCAGAAUCUGCACCAAAAGCUCAAUAUGGGUGGUGCUGAUUAUUCUAGUACAUAUACCAUGUAAACUCUCAAAUUCUAUUUAGCUGUGAAAUAGUGGUGUGCAAUUCCUUGUCAAAGAAAUGCUACUGUAUUAAGAAGAUGUUGGCUUCUUUGUGUUAGAAUAGGACACCCUGCAGCUCCUCUGUAGUGGCUCUGUCACAGUCAAAAAAUGAAAAGGUUUUGUGCAUUUCUCCAAAAGUAUGCUUUCUUCAACAACAACAACAAAAAAUUGUAGGAAUGUUUUCAGUGAAAGAAUAACCAGUACUUUUCUGCUUAGCUUUUUGCUGCUUACGUUUUAUUUAAAUAUAGUUACUGCUAAUGAAGAAUCUGUUUUAAGUAAGUAAAUUUGCCUAAUUAAAACUACAUUGUUUUAGAGAGUCUUUUGAAAUUGUGAUCAUAUUUUGCAUUUUAUGGCUUCUUUAUUUAUUGAUUUUAUUUUUUUGACCUUAUGGAUAUGUUGUUCUGUUUUUAAAGCAAAAAUAACAGUUGACAUUUUUUGAGCAAAAUAUACUGCUGAAGUUUAUAAGCAAGAAACAUGAACCAAAACUUGAUGUUGUGGGUUACACUGCUAGCAGCGUUGGUCAAGUCAACCCUUAUGUGUUUCCAGCCACCCCUUAAUAAGUGAUCCAAAAAUUUCAUUUUGUUCCAGAUGAUUAACUUUUUUGAUAUCCUGAUAACCAGUAAAUUAAAGCCACAACAGUUGGGUUUUACCUCCUUCUCUAAAAUAUUUUUGUUAACUGGACAUAAACUGGAAGAAUCUGAAAAAAUGAAAAUUCAUAAGUAAAAAUGUCUCACAGUAUCAAUUAAGAAUGUAUUUCUCCAAAAUAUCUAGACGGGCACAGUUCUUGUGCUCAACAUGCAAAUAACAGUUUUUGCUACCUAUCCUGAAUAAAGUUCAGCCUACAUCAAAGGAAUCCAUUAUUAUCAACAGUAAGGGAAAAACCAAAACAUUUUGAGGUGUUUUGCAACUUAGAAUUUCAAGUAUGAAGAAAUAUUUGGUUCCUGUAAUUUAGUAUUAAACCUGUUUACACCAUUUCUUAAGAAUUCCAAUGUACAACUGAUAAUGCCAAGGGGACAAAAGGUAACAGCAAAGCUGGUGGAUCUGAUCUCAGUUUAGUUUUCAGUGAGAACAGAAGUAGUUGUUUAGAGGUGAAUAAUAUUACAUCCUUAGCAACGUGUACAAGGAAAAGGCAGAGCUUUCUAGAGUAGCCAACCUCCUGAAGCAUUAGGGAUUUAGCUGAAACCAGCAGAAUUGAAAACUCUGGCAAUAAAAUACAGAUUCAACUAUAUCCCUUCUGGCAAUUUCCUUCUCAGAGAGGGGAGUGGGAGUAAAAUGUUGCCUUCCCCACUUCUCACCACCACCGCCUCCAUUAUGACAUUCCUGGCUUCUGCCAGUUUGUAGAGAGAAAGGUGGACUGGUUUUAGUGCUCUGAAGAAAAAAAAGAAAAAAAAAAAGCUGCAGUAUUUCAGGUGCAGUAUGAUAUUUCCUAAUCUUUCCUAUUUCUUAACAAAAGAUUUUAAAGUACUUAUCUAGUCAUUGAAGUUUUUUUUUUCCUUUACAUAAAUAUUGAUAUAUUCUUUUUCUACUCAAAGUGCCAAAGGCUACAGUUUUUAAUGACUUAACAAAUUAUACCACAUUAUUAAGGAAAUAUAAUGAUAGUCGCUAGAACUCAGACCUCUGCAUGUAUAUUUGAUAACACAUCUUUUGUAAAAAAAAAAAUUACAAAAAAUAUUUGUUUACAUUCCACUGGUACCUUAAUUUAAAAUAAAUGAGACUAACAGGUGGUAUCUCUUCUUAGUGUUCUAUUUAUCUUAUUUGCCUAUGAGAGCACUUCUUCCUUUGUUAGGCUGUGCUUUAUUGAUAAAACCAAGUAUUGAAUAAAGAGAGUUAAUUAUCUUUUUAAAGUAAAUAAAAUUAUUAAAAUAUAUAUGAUAUAUAUAAAGUAUUGUGAUUAAUAAAAAUGUUAUGCAAUGUUUUCCAAACUGAUAAAGUUUGUAAAGUGCUAUAAUGUAUUUUGUUAAGUACAGAUCAAAGCUAUUGUGUGAGUAUAUUGUGCUAACAUCUUAGAAAUAAAGAUUAGAUUUCUUCAUCAAAA